AUGACUCAUAAUGAGAGUCGUGCCAAUGACAGCAUGUUGUCGUCUUUUAAUAAUUCCGACAGGCUAGACCUAUUGAAUGCGCGGUAUGCGUCGACAUUACUGCCGUUAACGUUAGUGCUAGGAUUAUUCGGGAUUGUAGGAAUCGCGGGGAACGUGUUGGUGUUUGUAGUGUACGGAUGCGAGAAACAAUUCAAGGAUCAGAAAUUUAGAUACUAUGUGUCGUUUCUCGCCUUGAUAGACCUCGUCACGUGUAUGACCUUAAUUCCAGCGGAAAUGCUCAAACACCAAGAGUACUUCAACUUUACUGGGAGCGUUUGGUGCAAGGCAAAAUGCUUCUUUAACGUGUUUGCAGCGGCCGCUGCGUCCUACUGUCUCGUUCUAGUCGCAAUAGACCGGUACAUGCUCACGUGUCGCCCAGUGGUGUUCUGUAAGGUACGGAGCAUUUCACACGGCCUUGCAUAG
Messenger RNA from Dreissena polymorpha, 462 nucleotides. RefSeq names its product gastrin/cholecystokinin type B receptor-like. The record is from RefSeq and is a predicted model, not a curated record. Gene Ontology annotation, molecular function: G protein-coupled receptor activity. Gene Ontology annotation, biological process: G protein-coupled receptor signaling pathway. Gene Ontology annotation, cellular component: plasma membrane. Lineage: Eukaryota; Metazoa; Mollusca; Bivalvia; Myida; Dreissenidae. The coding region runs from base 1 to 462 and encodes 153 amino acids. The transcript has a single exon.